AUGGGACAGGUGGAAAUGCAAACGCUUCUCUUCGUGUGGGUAACAUGGAACCACUUUACUCUCAUCAGCGGAGAGUGGCUGUGUAGUGGCACCCCUCAGUCUGAGUUCCGUGGGACUGUCAAGGAUGUUUGGGGAAGCCUAGGCUCCAGUGUUCAGCUAAACUGCACUGUUCUGCUAAGCUCUAAUAACAGUGACUGUGAUACCCAUCCGCAGUGGAGCAAAAAUGGAGAACCCCUCUUCAACUUUACACAGAACACCUCCCAGUGGUUAACAAGUGAAGGUGGGGUGAUUGCAAACAGCAUUCUGACUGUGAGGCUAAAGGAAGAUGUGGAUUUUGGUCUAUACACUUGUGAAAUAUGGAAUAGUACAACCACCUUCAGGCUUCAGAGCACUUUUUCCCCCAAUCACAUAGGAGCAAUGGUGGCAUCAAUAGUCUUGUUUGUUGUUUUUGUUCUGACUGCUGUAGUCUACACUAAGUGUCACCUCAACUUCAAGCUCUGGUAUAAAAAUUCAUAUGGAGAUUAUGAAAUGAAUGAUGGCAAAAUGUUUGAUGCUUUUAUUUCAUACAUGAAUGAUGAGAAUGACCGGAAGUUUGUGAAUUUUAUUCUGAAACCUCACCUGGAGAAUAAGCUUGGGCACAAGUUAUUUCUUAACGACACAAACAUCCUUCCUGGGGCAGAGCCGUCUGCAGAGUUGCUCAUGAACAUAAGUCGCUGUCGGCGGCUCAUUGUCGUGUUGUCUCAGGCCUAUAUAGAGCAGGAGUGGUGCACCACCAACUUCAGACGGGGCUUAUUCCACCUUCUUGAACUGUCACAGAAGCCCAUCUUCAUCCUGUUCCAGUCUCAGCAAAAGCAUGUAAAUGUGGACAUUAUCAGCCAACUCCGACUGCAUCAAACACGCAUUACCACUCUAAUAUGGGGGGCACAUUCCAUGACUCCAUCAUCUGGAUUUUGGAAAGAGCUGACCUUGGUUAUGCCACAUAAGGUGGUGUUUCACAGUAAGUCAGCAGGAGACCCUCAGACACUCCUACAGAGUGAUAAGGACCCUAUGCUCACCCUACAGCCUGACUACCUUGACUGCAGACAAGAUCCAGAUCCUGAGGGAGACCUGGGUUCACAGAUGCCUAUCUAUAAAGUGAUGUCGUCCAGGCACCCAGUUCUUCCUGCUGUUACAGAUCCAGUAAUUGAAACCAAAGCUCCAGAUAUUGAUGUGUCUGACCUAGGCUCCCGAAACUAUGCUGCUCGAACUGAUUUUUAUUGUCUGGUCACUGAAUAUGAUUUAUAAUCAUCAGGAACUAAAUAAGAACACAUUGAAAACUCAUUUUUAUUUCACUCCAUCAGGUGCAAGGAAGAACAGGGGCUAUGUAAUUAUAAACCCCAUAUUUGGCAAGGCAGAAGGACAUGAUUCUUUAACCGAGCCACGCUACUGAUGACCACAAGUU
Trichomycterus rosablanca is the source of this 1441-nucleotide messenger RNA. RefSeq names its product single immunoglobulin and toll-interleukin 1 receptor (TIR) domain (gene sigirr). The record is from RefSeq and is a predicted model, not a curated record. The transcript is spliced from 9 exons. The coding region runs from base 1 to 1284 and encodes 427 amino acids. NCBI's taxonomy places the organism in Eukaryota, Metazoa, Chordata, Actinopteri, Siluriformes, Trichomycteridae. Gene Ontology annotation, biological process: signal transduction.